Molecule: messenger RNA, 4155 nt
Organism: Folsomia candida
Lineage: Eukaryota; Metazoa; Arthropoda; Collembola; Entomobryomorpha; Isotomidae
Product: discoidin domain-containing receptor 2
Exons: 20
Coding region: 939-3851 (970 amino acids)
Biological process (GO): protein phosphorylation; cell surface receptor protein tyrosine kinase signaling pathway; multicellular organism development
Cellular component (GO): signaling receptor complex
Molecular function (GO): collagen binding; ATP binding; protein tyrosine kinase collagen receptor activity
Source: RefSeq, a predicted model, not a curated record
UACGGGCUCAGUUGGAGUUUGGACUCUUUGGAGCGACGAUCUAUGUUCUGUCCUAUUCGAAGACAUCUUCGUCUCACUGCUACCUGCUCCCAUUUCUCUUUGUUUCUCAAGCAGUCCCAUCGUUUCAUGACAGCAAGGUUUGCAACAAUUUUAGCUUGUUUGCUAACUGCGAUGGGGAUGCAAAGUGAUUAAAAUUAUCCAAAUGAUUAAAGUUGCGAGUGCGCCACUGGCAUUAAAUUAUAAUUAUUGCAAGUAUCGCGAUAUGUCUCAUUCUCCUCAAGUGACACCUUGGACUUAUUAAUGUUUAACGCCCAUUUUGUUAAUGAGAUUCGCUGUGUGUGUUGUUGGUUAAUGUGUUGGAGAAGAUUGGAGGAUUCGAGCAUGCCUUGUUGCAGCACUUGAACUCUAAGUUUUGACUCGGUUUUUAGAGGAUGAUUGAUUGACAAAAGUCCAAUUUGGGAUUCUGAAAUUUAUGAUGUUCCAAGUGUGCGAGUGAAAAUUAUUGAGAUUGGGAACCGAAAGUGAUUUAUGGAUUACGCACUUUUACAAGUACAGCGUGUGUGUGUGUGCUGAAUUCACUAACUUGUUCACAAAUGUUACUCGGGUGCAUUAGCCAAGGUACACAACAAGUAGACAUUAAUUUAUUCCACUGAAUCAUUAGUCACUACGAGAGGAGUUGCGGUGCAGGAGGAAUUUUCAGUGGUUCAUUUUGUGUAAAACAUUGACUCUAAUGAGCAGCAAAUUCUUGUGGAAAGAAGGACUCGCGAUUUCCUAUCACUUGCUAAGCGUUCCGAAAAUCGUUCAGUGAUUUACGCAAACGAUUUUUCAGUUCACGGAAGGAUCCCACGAGACCCAGAUCGCGUCCAGGGACAGAGGACAGUUGAAGAGUUCCCCUUCUAGAGACUUAACAAUUUUGUCAAAGGUUGAAGCCUUGGCGGAUGCGGAUUCACUACCUCGUGAAAAAUUAUUUAUUGCCAUCGUUCAAAAUGAAACCCACGUGGAGUAAGCGAUCAACCGCAACUUCCGAUAUUAUUUUAUGGGCCUUCCUGCAUCUCUACUGCCACUUAUCCCUUGUCGAAGGCCUGGAUUUGUCCCAAUGUAAUAUGCCCCUCGGAAUGGAGUCGAAUGAACUUCCUGACGAGGAUUUGUCAGCUUCUUCAAGUUUUGAACCAGGCACGGUGGGGCCUCAGAACGGACGGCUAAAUCAAGACCGACUUGGAGGUGCGUGGUGUCCCAAGAGCCAGGUAACCUCUGAGUACCAAGAGUGGCUGCAGAUCGAGUUACACACGGUGCAUGUAAUAACUGCUACCGAGACGCAGGGGAGAUUUGGGAACGGACAGGGGGCAGAGUUUGCUGAAGCCUACGUGAUAAGCUACUGGAGACCAGAAUUAAAUAAAUGGGUCAGAUACAGAGAUCACACCGGAAAUGAGAUAAUCAAAGGAAAUAUUAACACAUAUCUUCCAUCGAAAACGGAGAUGAAUCCACCGAUAAUUGCUUCGAAAAUCCGCAUUCUUCCAUAUUCCUACCACAGACGGACGGUUUGCAUGAGAGUUGAGAUCUAUGGUUGCGCGUUUAGAGGUGGUCUUUUGAGCUAUUCCACGAUCCAAGGAAGUAAAAGAGGAGAAAAUUGGAAUCUGUUCGACUACACUUACGAUGGUGUGUGGGAGGGUCAAAACUUAUCGUCUGGUUUAGGACAACUAACCGACGGGCGGAUUGGCCCCAACAAUUUUAAAGACGAUUAUUACGGCCAUGAAAGAGGGAAAGGCUGGGUAGGAUGGAAGAAUGAGACGAGAGAGACCAAAAAUGAAACCAGCCCCGUGGAAAUUUUAUUUAAAUUCGACUCGGUCAGAGAAUUCUCUCAUGUUCACAUACAUUCUUCAAAUCAAUUCUCCAAGGACGUCAGUGUGUUUUCUGAGGCGAGGCUCUUCUUCAGCAUUGGGGGCAAGUUUUUCGGAAGAGAGCCGAUUAUUAUCCAGACAAAAGAAGAUUGCAUUUUUGAGGACCCUAAAAACAUCACGAUUAAACUGCACCAUCGUGUUGGUCAAUAUGUGAAACUUCAGCUAUUUUGGCAGUCUAAAUGGUUGCUCAUAAGCGAAAUUACUUUCGACUCGCAACCGGCCAUGGGCAACUUCACAGAGGAAAUGGCCUUGCCUCCCCCAACCAUGAUUCACCCUCCUUCACAAGAAGUGGGAUCCUCAAUCGCCCAAAGUGAUGCAUCUGAAUCCAUUUCCCACAAUCGAAUUCACACAUCGAAUAAAAAUCCAAUAUCUGGACCACACCCACCACUCCUGCCACCCAGCAUCAUUUCUUCAGAGGAAUGGACUUCUGCCACCAUUGUGCUCACUGCAGUCAUCAGUUCAUUCAUCGCCAUCAUUCUUGUCCUGUUGCUCAUCCUCACCGCACUUUUAUUCCGACACAAGCUUGUGGCUCAAGGGAAAAUUCCUCCAGGAUGUCAUAACGGAACGCUGGCAUCCCCUCCACACUACGAAAACCAUAAUCGCCAUCACUUGGACUUUGGCAUUGGCUACACCGCACCUGAGGACAUUGUCCACAAAUCUAAAGGAUCGUCUGGAGGGGAAUAUGAGGAACCUUUCGUGGAUCCCCAAUUUUCUAGUUUUGUUUUAGAAUCGAACGGACUUAUUGCAACUUCCUUGGGGAAUUCGAAUAAUGGGUCGAAUGGGAAGAUGGCAGAGUACUACAGCUGCACACUUGUUUCAAAUCCUCUGAGCCGAGGGAAUCAGAAUGAUUCUGGGAACGAGUAUGAGUAUGCUGAGCUGGGAAAACUAUUACCAACUAAUCAAUUAAGCCCAAUGAAAUCUAUCUCAAACUCACCAGCAGCAGUAAAUCGUUGUGCCCAGCCGAGAGUGAAUCUUCAGCUCAAAUUCCGUGAACUGGGCGUGUUGGAACUUCCCAAACGAAACCUCCGAAUGUUGAGGAAACUGGGGGAUGGGGUUUUCGGAACUGUUUUUAUCGGGGAACUGGAACAUGGCUCCAAGGGGGAUAAAAAUCUAGUUGCUGUGAAGCACCUCUUGAGGAAUGCUACUGAUAAAGACAAAUUGGACUUUGUCGAGGAAGUUCGUUUACUCUCAACUCUUCAUGACCCCAACGUCGCAAGUGUGCUGGGUGUUGUAUGUUCCGAGGGUGACCUGUACAGCGUGGUUUUGGAAUUUCUUGAAUUGGGGGAUUUGUGUCAGUUCCUUAAGCAAAACGAUUCGAUGAGAUCUGGUUCUAAUAAAAAACUGAGUUUAAACAGUUUGCUACACAUCGCAAGCCAGAUUGCGAGUGGAAUGAAGUUUCUGGAAAUCCGCAACAUUGUUCACCGAGAUUUGGCUGCCCGAAAUUGUGUCGUAGGACGUGGUUUGCUGGUGAAAAUUUCUCACUUUGCAACAGAUACCGACCAAUAUUCACAAGAUUAUUACAAACUUGAUGGGAAAAUGCCUUUGCCGAUAAGAUGGAUGGCAUGGGAGUCUCUCUUUAUGGGUAAAUAUUCGAGCAAGAGUGACGUGUGGUCAUAUGGGGCGACGCUGUUUGAAAUAUUUUCCUUUUGUCGCCAUCCACCUUAUGGGAAUAUGAACGAACAAGAAGUUCUCCAUAAUCUGAGACGGCUAUCAAUUGACGACCCCUCGGACCCUUUCCAACCACCAAGUCGACCGCAUGCCUGUCCACGAGAUGUGUAUCAGCUCAUGUGUGAUAUGUGGCGAAGGGAGGAUGACGAUCGUCCAUCGUUUAGAGACCUUCAUGUCUUUCUUACGAGAAAAAACAUUAAUUUUGUCCCAUCCCAGCCAAACUUUAAUGCCAACUCUACACUUGGCUCCACUACGUCUUCUUAUGUUGAACAUUAUAUUGUAUAAAUAUUAGAUUUUGUUAAACUGUACUCGUACUAAUUUUUAAUAUGGAAUUUAAUUCCUUUGUCAGUGUGUGGAAAUCUUUAACGAAAGUAUUUAAGGAAGACUGACUAAGCAUCAAUAUGUACUUUUUGCAACUUUGUCUCAAAAUACUCCAGUCUCGCUAUUCAAAUACGAAAGCAUAUAAAUUGAUUUGUGCUUUUAUUUAUGAAACUACAUUAUUGUAAGUAAUAGGAUUCAUAAAGUUACCGGACAGUAUUACGUAAUUUUGUAAGAAAUUAAAUUAAUAAACACUCGGUUUUUACAAUGA